Messenger RNA from Paramacrobiotus metropolitanus, 2800 nucleotides. Its product is annotated as fasciclin-1-like. Gene Ontology annotation, biological process: cell adhesion; extracellular matrix organization. Lineage: Eukaryota; Metazoa; Tardigrada; Eutardigrada; Parachela; Macrobiotidae. The transcript has 9 exons. The coding region runs from base 586 to 2574 and encodes 662 amino acids. Gene Ontology annotation, cellular component: extracellular matrix. Gene Ontology annotation, molecular function: cell adhesion molecule binding. The record is from RefSeq and is a predicted model, not a curated record.
ACUAAUAUACGCAGUCGUGCCUGUUCCGUUUCUCGUCUCUCUCUGGUUUUGACGCGAUCUCGCUGGCAUUGUUGUGGCAGUGUAUUGAAUUCAAAUGACCACUUGAGCGCGCUGAGAGAGCGACUCACGUAAGCUACUUGCCGGUUCGGUAAUCUAUCGCAAACGGGUUCGGUGCGAUUCGGAAUAGGAGCGUUGUUGUUGUUGGAUCGGAUACUGACCAGGCUCAUUAUAUUCUGCGCUGGCAACUUGACGUGCAGCGUCCGUAAUUUCUGAUCUUUUGAACGCGAGUUCCGGAGUAACACGGCCUAUCGAUUUGCCGUUUUAUCCAGGGUUUUUUCUGUUUGUUGGCCGAUCGAUUAGUGGCUGACACUCCGCGGGCGCCGCUGCCAUUUUCCUGCACUAAUGUGCAAAGCCAUUCUUUGCGGGUGAUUGGCGUGCAUUUUUUCUUCGACAUGGAAACGCUGAUGGCGCUGCUGCGGCAGGAUCCCGCUGCGCGCCGCAUCCCGCCACAGUAAACACGACUCGACGGCCAGCUGACUGUUGACCCACAUUGCUUUUCCCUCUUCUGCAUUCCUUGAUCGUGUCAUGGAGCGGCUGGCGCUAAGCUGGACGCUGCUCGUGUGCCUCGUGGACGGCGUGUUCGGACAGGGCGUCUACCAACUCUUGGCCGGCAACGGUCUAACCGAGUUCGAGAAGAUCGUCAACAGUGACUUUCUCAUGAAGGCGCUGCUCAGUUCGCAGACGUCGCCCAUGACGGUCUUCGUCCCGUCGGACGAGGCCAUUCGGCGCUGGCGGAGCGCCAACGCGCCGCUCACUCUCAACUCGGACAUUCUACAAAACCAUAUCGCACCCGGUGAAUGGAGUCGCGAGAAGUUGGUGGAGAUCGCGCAGAUCCCGUUUAAGCAGGACCGGAAAAUCCGCAGCGCUCUGCGAGAAGCGCCGCUGUGGCUGCAGUAUUUUUCCUCGACGACGCCGAAACUGUACAUCAAUAACGCCAGAAUCCUUUCCCCGAACGCACAGACCAGCGGCAACCAGCUACUGCUCAUUGUCGAUGACGUUAUUUCACCGGUCGGCACCGCCGCCUCCGCCGAGAAGUUCAUCGAGAAUCCCGCCGGCGAAGGCCACCGCGAUCUAUUAUCACAGCUAAACGAGAUUAAACGCGAAGUGUCGCAGCAGUUCGAGCACUCGCUGGAGGACACCAACGGCGUGCACACCUUCUUCCUGCCCAACGACGCCGCCUUCGAGGCGCUGAAGACGCGCGGCGCCUUCGACGUGGCGGUGCUGCGCGGCCACAUUGUCCCCAACGAACUGCUGUUUCUCAGUACAAUGGCCGACUGUCUCGACGAGGCGCAGCGGACGACGGGGACCCGGCAGACGGGAUUCCGGACGCUCAACGACGAAAGUUCCCCGGCGUCGUUCGACAGCUUGAUCGCUUACGCCAACAACAGCGCUCAGCCGCAGGUGUACAGUCUGACCAGCCGCGGCAGCAGCGCGGUGCCGGCCGGCCGCGUCUACGCCCGCAUCGUCAAAGCCAACAUCCCGGUCGGGAACGGCGUGGUGCACAUCAUCGACCGCGUGCUGCUGCUCGUCGAGCAGAACGCCCGUGACAUGCUGAGCGCGCGCGACAGCAUGCGCAACUUCCGCGAAUGGCUGAACCUGGCCGACGCGCAAUUCUUCAACAACCUGGCCGAACCCUCCGCCGACCUGACGCUCUUCAUCCCCAGCAACGAGUCCAUCGCGGCGCUGCCGGUGGCCAAGGUGCACCAGCUGCGCACCGACCGCGCCUUCCUCAACCGCAUCGUCAGCAUGCACAUCGUGCCCGGCCGGAUGUGGCGCGCCGAGGAGAUGCUCAGGGAGAACACCACGCUCACCGCGUCCUCCAAUGUCAAAAGGCUGACCUUCUUCGCCCGGGAGAUGCCCGCCGGCAAAGAGUUGUACGUGGAGGGCGACGGUGUGCGGGCGCGCAUCGUGGAGCCGGACAUCGCGGCCACCAACGCCGUCAUCCACAUGAUCGACGCCGUGCUGGGUCUGCCGUUCCUCAACGUCCUGGAGAAACUGCGCGCCGACAACAACCUGAAGCGCACCGCGUCCUCCGUCGAGCGCUCCCGGGAGCUCAACAACGCGCUGCAGUCCGCCGCCAAGAACUUCACGGUCUUCGCGCCCUCCGACCAAGCCUGGGCGAAUUUAAAAGCGCAGGACCGCGACGCUUUGUACGCGCGACCGGAUCUUCUCGGGAGAGUGCUGAAACGACACAUUGUCGCCGGGCGACGCGUGGACGCUGCUUAUUUGAAGAGCGGCGACCGGCUGGCGACGAUGCAGGACGAAGUGCUGGUCAAGCAGAGCCGCGACAGCCGCGAGAUGCAGCUGGAGUGGAAAGGUCACGUGGCCAAACUGACGACCUUCGACCUGUCGGCCGUCAACGGCGUCGUCCACGUCAUCGACCAAGUGCUCUUCGACCGCCAGACCGACAUUACAUCCGCCGCGGCGUCUUGGCUUAAUUCACUCAGUCUCGUUUCUCUGAUGUCUCUCACUGCAAUACUGAUGACCUUUUCCGGACAAACGUGGUCUUGUUGAAUCUUUUAUCGGUGACGUGUCAACUGAUCUCAUUUGUUUUCUUGUAAUAGUAAUUUUGUGAAUACCGUUUGCGGUUCUGUACGUUGCGGUCUAAAUAAAAGAGACGUUAAGCAUUAAUUUUGCCGUUAUUGGGUCGACUUCCAUCUAAGCAUUAAAAUUUCUCCAAUUACGGAUUUACCGGUACAAGGCGAAUCAAACGAACGCGGUUUUUUUUAUUAACUUUAGU